GGACAGAGGGAAAGGUGAGGAAGGUAACAGCGCAGAGGAGACAGACAGACUUAGGAAUCAGCUGCAUGAGGCUUAUUAUCUCCUCAUCAAUGCCAUGAAUGAUAUCAACAUGGACGUGCAACAGAUUGGUGGUGGUUUGGGCGAGCAACAGGCCUGCUCUUCCAGCAGUAGCCAGUCCAGGGACAGCCUGUCCUCCAGGCUGUCCGUCAAAAACAUGGACAGCGAUUCCUGGUCCUCGGGAGGCGACCAGAGUCCUCAGCAGGUUUCUGAUACAGACUCACUCCUGCUCUGCCUCGCCGGGAACCUGGAGUCAGAGGCCAGGCUCAGCAGUAAGAGCAUGGCCGACCUGUCGUUGGCUGUAAGGCCCACUUUACUGCGAUCUGCCAGUGAUGGAGCUAUCAGGUAUCAGGGGAGACCUUUGGGCUGCGGUCAGGCAGCUGGGAGUCCAGACGUCUGCGAUGAGAAAGAAGGUGGAGAAAGGAAACGGGGAGAAGCGGCAGGCGAGCUGUCGGAACCUCGGGUGCAUCGUAGUGCCAUCGACGGAGCGGAGGACCACAGUGAGCAGUUCAACGAGAGCAGCGGCUCCGUCAACAGCCUCACCGGUUCCUCGGACAGCAACGCGCAUCUGGGUCAGGACGGCCGGCAGGAGCUGGCCGAAGUCCGAGCGCAGGUCAACAAAGGCCACGGCGUCACCGUCAACAAGAUGCAAGAGUGGAUGCACAAGGGUCGCCUCUUGUCGUCUGAGAUGAAGCAACGGAUCGAGGGCUCGUCCUCGGCCGGCGCCGGAGGCCCGAGCCAGGAUCGUCCCUGUCCUCAGACGACCCCCGGCGGCUGUAAGCAAGCGGCCCCGACGUCCGGCCGAGGCGGUAAACCCGUCAAGGCCAAGUCGCCUACACUCAAGCCACCGCAACAGCAGCAGCCAGUCUUCAUUGAGAACGUCCAAACCGCGUGCCCUAACGGCCGGGAGGUGGGCAGGUCACACAACGAGCCCUCGUCAUGGAGGCCGCAGCUCACCACCAUCACCGUCUCCAAGAAGCGCAACUGGCUGCAGCAGAGCUCCCAGGGGAGGAACCCGAGCGCCAGGGACGGGAUGCUGGGAGCUGAGGAGGACGCCGUCCUCGGCUCCCAGCAGCCGCCUCCCCCCAGUCCCUCCCCAGACCACCUGAGGCCCGCGACGGGCGCUCCGGCACGGCCAGCCAACCCGCAGCCGCCUCAGGCGAAGGUGACCCCUCACCCUCGGAGCGUGGACCCGGCCGAGGAGAACGACGCGGACGACGAGGGGGAGAUUUGGUACAACCCCAUCCCGGAGGACGACGAGCCCAAGGUUUCCCGCCGGCCCUCCGUCUGGCUGCUGGUCCCGCCCCGCGCCGAGCUGCAGAGACGGCCCAGCAGGGCGGGGGACGCGGCCCAGAGCGGCCGGACCCCCGACGGACCUGCCGGGCUGGAGGACGGCCUCGGCCUCGGCGGCGGACCGGGAGAUGGGAUUCAGGGGAAUGCUGCACAUUCCACAGAGACGGCACAUCUGCACAGACAGAUGCUCGCGUGCAAACCUCAGGAGGAGGGAGGGCCGUCCGUGAGCAGGCCGGCAGAUGUUCUGGACUUGCCCAACGUCGUGGGCUUCUCGCCUCCCUCCAGCCCCAACCCCACCAAGAAGAGCAGCUCCAUCAACUGGUCCUUCCCCGACAAGAUCAAGUCCCCACGCACCGUCAGAAAGAUCUCCAUGAAGAUGAAGAAGCUCCCCGAGCUGAGCCGCAAGCUCAGCGUGAAGGGGACCCAGAGCAGCAGCAGCAGCAACGGCGGCGGUCAGCCCGAGCCCCGGGCCCACUCCCCUCGGACCAACGGCGCCGCACCCGAGGCCUUCCCUCAGACUUCAGGCCCCCCUCGAUUAGGAUCGUCCGGGGGCGGCCAGGCGAGAUGCAACGUCAUCUCGCGCUAUCACCUGGAUAGUAGCGUGUCGACGCUGCAGAGCUGCAGUAAGAAGAAAAGUAACGGCAGCUCAAAGUCGGCUAGUAAAGGUGGAUACCUCAGUGAUGGCGACUCGCCGGAGCUGGUGGCCAAAUCUGGGAAGCACGGCCCUGCGGAAGGGAAGGGAGGGAAGGGCAAGGAGGCGGACGGAGGAGGUGGAGGCUCCAGGCUCAACGGCACAGAGCUGGACAUCGACGCUUUCCGCCACUACAGCUUUACGGAGCAGCCGAAGUGUACCCAGUACAUCUCCGGACUGAUGAGUCUGCACUUUUACGGCGCCGAGGACCUCAAACCGCCGCGCGUCGACUCCCGAGACGUCUACUGCGCCAUCCAGGUGGACUCGGUCAACAAGGCGCGGACCGCUCUCCUCACCUGUCGCACGGCGUUCCUGGGCAUGGACCACACCUUCAACAUCGAGCUGGAGAACGCCCAGCACCUCAAGCUAGUGGUGUUCAGCUGGGAGCCCACGCCCAAGCGCAACCGGGUCUGCUGCCACGGCACGGUGGCGCUGCCCGGCCUCUUCCGCGUCACGCGCUCCCACCAGCUGGCGGUGAAGCUGGAGCCGCGCGGGCUGAUCUACGUCAAGCUGAGCCUCAUGGAGCAGUGGCAGAACUCGCUGGACGGCGGGCCGGACCGAGACAGGGAGCCGCAGGUGUUCGGCGUGGAGGCGUGGCGGGUGGUGGAGCGGGAGAGCUGUGGGCUGAUGCUGCCGCUGCUCAUAAGCAAGUGCAUCAAUGAGAUCGAGAAGCGAGGCUGCCAGGUGGUGGGUCUGUACCGUCUCUGCGGUUCUGCGGCGGUAAAGAAGGAGCUGCGCGAGGCGUUUGAGAGGGACAGCUACGCCGUGGAGCUGUGUGAAAACACGUAUCCUGACAUCAACGUCAUCACAGGGGUGCUGAAGGACUACCUGCGCGAGCUGCCCUACCCUCUGAUCAACAAGCCGCUGUACGAGGCCGUGCUGGAGUCCAUGGCCGGCCGGCCUCUGAAGAUGGGAGCGGCGGGCUGCGAGAACGACCAGGCCGACACGGAGCACACCGUCGGCCUGCUGGACAACCUGCCGGACGUGGAGCGGAUGACUUUGCGGACGCUUCUUGACCAUCUGAAGCUGGUGGCGUCGUAUCAGGAGCUGAACAAGAUGACGUGCCAGAACCUGGCGGUGUGUUUCGGCCCGGUGCUGCUGAGCCAGCGCCAGGAGGCGUCCUGCCACACCAACCGCGUCUUCAUCGACUCCGAGGAGCUGGCCAGCGCGCUGCACUUCAAAAAGCAUAUAGAGGUCCUGCACUACCUGCUGCAGCUCUGGCCAGUUGUGGACCCACAUGACCAGUCCUCCUCGCAGCCCCCCGCGGCUCCGGCCCCGUCGGACCCGGCUCCUCCUCUGAGACGGAGAAGAGAUCGCCCGCAGGUCCUGAACCUCAUGGAAGCAGAGAUGGCCGGCGUCCUGCGGCCCCGGCCGGGACGCCUGGACAGCCCCAGCAACCGCUACGCCGGGGACUGGAGCGGCUGCGGCGAGAGCUACUUCCCUUCCGAAAUGCUGUUGCCCUGCAGCAAAGAGGAGGCGGACUACGACGACGUGCCCUGCGAGGACGCAGCCGAGCACGUCCUGGAGGGGCGGGAGAACGCGGCUGAGGAAGACGGAAAGGAGACCCUCGGGUGUCCCGCGCGUGAUCCCGCCGAGCCGGAGCAACCUCAGAGAAAGGAGGAAAAAAGGGAAGAGGGGGAAAACGAAGGAGACAGCGAUGGUUCCAAUUGUAGGCAGGCGUUGGAUGAGGAGGAGGACGAGGAGGUGGAGGAGGACACGGUGUGCAACCACAUCCUCCCACCCCGGCUGCCUAAAGAGCACACCUACCAGGCGUACAUGAAAAUCCAAGACAUCAGCCCCGUGCUGAGCAACAGGGUGAACUUGAGAGACCUGCAGGAGAGCAUCGACACCCUGAUAGGAAACCUGGAGCGAGAACUCAACAAGAACAAGCUCAACGUCGGAUACUGACUCUCUCACACACACACACAUACACAUAUCCCCUCAUGCACUCGUCAAGAUGGAUGAGGUUUGGAGUCGACCUUCCUGACCAAUCAAGGUGCUCCUGAAUAAAGCCACAAUGUUUCCAUGGAGAUGCUCUGAUGUCACCAUGGCAGCGUAGCGCGUGACGUAGAACGGUGCUGUUGUAAAAAACCGAUGCGAGAAGAAAUGAAACAGGGCACUUCUGGCGCUUGUACCUUAAUCAUUGACAUUCCAUUAUGCUUUUUCCAUUUUAUUGUGUCGAUUGUCUUACUACAUGUUGUUGUUGAUGGUGUCAUUCGGUCCAGGUCGGUGUUACACGUUAUUCUUGUUGCUUCUCUUCUUAUUAGAAGAAACCAUUGACCCCUCCGGGGUUUAAAAGGUGCCUUAAUUGUGUGAAGGUGGUACGUCAAGAGGAAAAUCCACCCGGAAAUAAAACGUCACCCUCCUAUGAGCUUGAUACAAGAUAACAUUUAUUAAGUUAUUAAGAGCCACGUCUCCAAUCAUUUUAUUGUUACUUGGUACUUAUAUGACUGAGGUACUCUGGGCAAAGUGGUGAAGCAGUUUAAAAAUGUCGUGGUCAAACACAUUGGUGCUCUCAGAACCUACAGGGGAAGUUACUGGCAGGUUUGGACCUGUAGUAAGUAAAGAACAUAAAAAAAGAUCUCAAAUUCAAUUCAUUUUUUUAAAUCUAGAAAAGAAAAUGGUGUCCAGCAAAAAUAUACAUAUAAGUAUUAAUUAAUGAAUAAAAGAAUAAUAAAAAAAACCUUCUGGCAGCCGCUACCAGGGCUUGUCCAGCAGUACAGAUGUGGACACGCUAUGGACUGCAUGUAAAAACUUGAGUUUAGUAUCGAUGCGAGACCUCAUUUGGUUUCAGGAUCUAGAUCUAGAUCAGGAUCAGUUUUCUUUGGGCAGUAUUUGGACUAUUAUUGGGCUGAAGCAUUUUCACUGCCAACGAGGCCCUCUAACACUAACAUAAAAGAUUUUUUUUGACUCCGCUAACUUGAAAACAUUUUGAAUUCCAAAGCUGCUAUAUCCCCCCCCGACUGUGUCGAUUACAAGAACCCAAGAUCAUAGGAGGAAGGCGUAUUUCCCCUCUUUUGUUUAUUUCUUUAAUUGUGGAUUUCCUCUUUAAGGCAGCAGUGAGAUUUUCUAUUAAGAGAUAAAAAAAUAUUGUUCAACAAUAAUGCACUUAUUUGGCAGGCAGUGGUUUUAGAUUGUGAUCAUUGUCCAUGUAAUUAAGAUGAUUCUGGCAGUUAGGUCUGAACUAAGUGAGAAACAGCCGUAUCAGAAACCUCCCGUUGAAGAUGAACACGUUCUUUGCACGAGGUUUUGCAACGCGCACAGCUGUGUCACCGUAAACGGAGAGAAGAGGUGUCGCAUGUGGCUUUGUUUUUUUGUUUUGGGCCAAUUCACUUGUUCGUUUUCUUGUCCAGAGUCGGAUGAGAUUAUUGAUGCUGUGCUUCAAGCUCGCAUCAGAGGGUUAUCUUAGUUGGUUAGCUCAUGUUACUUAGCUCAAAGAUCAGAGUUGGUCACAAAUGUUUAAAGUAAAUGAUCCUAAUGAAAAUAUAAAUUCCUGUAUUUCCUGUUGUACCUCGUAAACGCUCUUCGUGCUUUGAUGAGGUCAUGUAUGUGAGCUGUAAUCGGACCUUUCAUAAGCUGAGGCGAGUUAAUGUGGGCGUGUGUUGGUCAUUUACAGCAAGAAAACAUAAGCUCGAGUUUGGAAACGCCAAUGAACCGCCUUUUUCUGUUUCCCCCCCCAACCUUCAUUAAAACUGUGAAACAGACAAUGUGAAGCACAUUUUUUCAUCAGCUAAAUUAGUGGAGGCCUCACCCGGUUGGUACAAAUGAGCUAGCUGCCUAGAACGACAAAGGAUGUUUUCAGCAAUCCAGGGAUUCAGAUUGAUCAGUAUUUAACCGAUGUGUAUGUACAUAUAAUUAUAUAAAUGUAUUUGGAGUAUAUUAUUUUUACAGCUUAUAUUGCAAAGGUGUAUUUAAGUACUUCUGAUGACCUCGUAGUGUUGACUUGUAGCAAUAGUCGCUUUUCUCCCUUUGAGCUACCUAUACACAUCUUAAUGUGCUGGACUAAAGGUUCAACUUUAGCUGUAAAAUAUAUGAUAAAAUUGUGCUCUUGCAGAAAAAAGUGAUAUUGUUAUUUUUGUUAUUAUGUGUAUAUAUUUGGCAUUGUUUUGUGUCUCCAAUGGACUUAUGUUGUGUUUAUGAAUUCUGGUGUUUUUUUUUUAAGAUACUGAACAUUGCAUGGUCAAAAGCUUUACUGACAUAAACAAGGCCCUACUCAUCUGCCUUUGUAUUUCGUAUUUAUGUGUAAAAUAAUAAGACUAUUUUGUAAUGUGUGCUCAUUUGUUCAACGCCCCCUUCCGAUCCUUCAAUAAACAGAUGACUGUAUUGUUCAA
Molecule: messenger RNA, 6372 nt
Organism: Cololabis saira (Pacific saury)
Lineage: Eukaryota; Metazoa; Chordata; Actinopteri; Beloniformes; Belonidae
Gene: syde2
Product: synapse defective 1, Rho GTPase, homolog 2 (C. elegans)
Exons: 8
Coding region: 95-3949 (1284 amino acids)
Biological process (GO): signal transduction
Source: RefSeq, a predicted model, not a curated record